CACACAUUCGAUGCGAAUCUCACCUAAACGUCAAAUAAAUCUCCGCCAAUCUCUUUGAUACAAGUGAUGCCUGGACGAGUGGCUGCUGGUACCCGAGCCCCACGGGGGCGCGCGGCGGCAGGCAAGACCACGGCAGCAUCAACCGCAGAGGUCCCUGAUGAGGGUCCCGACACGACUUUGCGACGCGCCAUCUGCGUAGUGUUCGCCGACGCACAAAAGUCCACUGCAGCACAUCGCAAGGCUAUCAUCAGUCUACGAAAGAUUCAGGAGGCAUGUUGCUACGAGCCGACGAGCAGCAAAAAGGGAAAGCAAGAUCAGGAUUUUGACGAGGAUGAAUUCAAUAAUGAGGUUUUGCGAUGCGUCUUCCGUGCGUUGCCCAUCAAGAAGUCGGAGGCGGUCGGUGAUCGAAUCGUGAGAUUUUUGGGCGCAUUCCUAGAGACUGCGAGUGCCAAGGACAAUGCGAUCUUCCAGGAUGAAGAAGAAGCGCCGGAAACACCUAGCUCGCGACUGGUCACAGCCGUGCUCAGCACAAUGAUCCCGUUGAUGAUGGCCAAGGACAAAGUCGUGCGCUUCCGAGCCACGCAGAUGACGAGUCAUCUGAUCAAUACGUUGAGUACAUUGGACCUCAGCCUCUUUCACCAACUCAAACUUGCUCUCCUCAAGCGCAUCCACGACAAAGAAGCUCAAGUUCGCAUGCAUGCAAUUUACGGCUUGACACGUUUUGCAGCAGACCCCGAGAACGACGACGAAGACGAUAAUUCCGAUUCGGAUGAAGACGCAGGAUCUGGUAUCCUUGAGAAGCUCAUCUUAGUCCUCCAACAUGAUCCCUCGGCCGAAGUUCGUCGCAAUCUUCUUCUAAACCUGCCGCUCACGAAAGAGCUGUUGCCAUAUUUGUUCGAACGGGCGCGGGACGCCGACGUGACGACCAGAAAAGCUCUCUUCGCCAGACUUCUACCAGCGAUGGGCGACUUUCGAAGUUUCAGUUUGACUUUCCGAGAUAAGUUGCUUCGAUGGGGUCUACGAGAUCGUGACGAGAAUGUUCGAAAGGCUAUGGCACGGAUAUUCCGAGAAAGAUGGAUUGAGGACUGCGCUGCUCGUCCUGCAAAUCGCAAAGCAGGCGACCCUGAAGAUGCCGAACCGAAGGAUCCUAACAUGGCCAAUGCUCCUUCCAUGAAUGCUUUGUCAGAAUUGUUGGAGCGAAUAGAUGUUGUCAACACUGGAGGGGAAGGAGGAAUUGCUUUGCUUGCGAUGCAGGAAUUUUGGGAGGGACGACCUGAUUAUGUCGACUACGUCUCAUUUCCUGACGAGUUCUGGGGCGACUUGACACCAGAGGUGGCUUUCGUGGCACGCACAUUCAACGAUUUCUGUCGGAGUAAUCACAAGGAAGACCGCUACGUCGGAUCCCGUUCACUCGACAUCCUUGCGGAGGAGAAGCUACCUGAGGUCACCAAAUUUGGAUUCUUACUUCAACGAGAACUCAACCGCCUCAUGGAGGCAGCAAGAGCCGCUGCAAUGGAAGAGAGCGAAGAAAGUGAGGAGGAGCUCGCGGCGCGGGAAUUUGUGGUAGAGCAGAUGCUUCACAUGGCCCUCACUUUCGAUUACAGCGAUGAAGUGGGACGCCGUAAAAUGGACAUCCUCAUGCGGGACGCACUCGCAAUGCCAGAUCUGCCCGAGGAGACUACCAGGCUCGUGGUUGAGAAUCUCCGACGCGUUUGUGGAGAGGACAGCAACGGCGAGCGGGAAUUCUGUCGGUUGGUGGUGGAGGCCAUUGCCGAAGUUCAUGAUACUAUCAUGGGCGAGGACGAUGAUCCAGCACUCGACGAUAGCAGCAUAGAAGGCUCGUUCCACUCGGCGACAUCGCAGUUCGAUGGUGCGGGAGAUGAGACGCUGAUGUUGGCUAAGAAACGACUCCAACGUGCCGGCAAGACGGUCGAGUCCAGCAAAGAAUCAGAUACAGAACAGGCUAUCCGGGAGUUGAUGGUCAACCUGAAGUGUUUGCACAUUGCGCUGUGCCUGUUGCAGAACAUCCAAUGUGACGUACAUCAGUAUGAGCAUUUGGUCAUGACGCUGAACAGUCUAAUUGUUCCAGCUGUGAGGAGUCAAGAGGCUCCUAUUCGAGAGCGAGGAUUGUUCUGUUUGGGAUUGUGCUGUCUAGUGAGCAAGAAACUUGCUUCGGAGAACAUGAAUUUGUUCCUACACUGCUUCACACGAGGACAUGGCACUCUCCAGGUGAUCGCGCUUCAAUGCAUCACCGACGUGCUCAUCGCUCACCCAUCCCUAUACCUCGACGCCCCUGAUACCAGCGCCAUCACCUCCGACCAAACCGAGAUCAACGAAACCUCCAAACUCGUUCUCAAAGCCUUCAGCAAAUCGCUCAAAUCCGGCGAUCCGAUUGUGCAAGCCAUCGGCGCCGCCGGUCUCGCCAAAGCAAUGUUAAGCCGAUUGAUCACGGACACCGACCUGCUGAAGCAACUGGUCAUCACCUUCUUCGACCCAGACAGCGUCUCCAACCCGCAACUCCGCCAAUCUCUCUCCUACUUCCUCCCCGUCUACUGCCACUCCCGCGCCGACAACGCCGCCCGCAUGGCGACCAUCUCCUGCGCCGUCAUCGCCCGCCUGACCACCCUCCGCGACGCUCGCCUCGAAGACGACGACGCCGACGCCGGCGCCUCCGCCGAAGCCAUGGUCAGCAUCUCCCAGGUGGCGAACAUGCUCCUGGACUGGACCGAUCCGCGCAAAAUCGUCGGGUAUACCGAACCCGUUCCCAGCGUCGACAACCACGCCACUCCCUCUUCGGGCACCACCCCUGCUGUGGCAAGCACGCAUUUCAUCCUCGCGGAAUCCGUCCUCGAACGCCUCGUGACCUCGCAACUCAACCGCGACGAACGCAAGGCGCUGCUGAACAUGCUGGGCAAAUUGUACCUCCCCGCGGGCACCUGCGACGCCGAAUUACUCAAGACCAUCCUGGAAUUGCUCAUCGAGGCCAUCGAUUCGGGCGUCGCGACGGAUAAAACCGGCGAGAAUAUCCUCGCGAAAUUACGCGAGAAUCUGAUGAAGCUUGUGCAUGAUGUCAUGACGCUGGAACGUGGCGGUGGUGGUGCCGCUGGUGAGGCAACGGAGGUGGAUGGUGAUGAGGAUGUCGAGGAUGGUAGCGCUGGUGGUUCGACGACCGGGGAGACGAAAGGUGGUGUUUCCGCCGCUGGAGUCAAGGCCGAGGAUGACGACGAGGAGGAAGAGGAGGAAGAAGAUGAUGACGAUGAGAAUGAUGUGACGGCGCAAUUACAGCGGGAAAUGCGCGACACGACGAUUGGGUUUACCACUACGGCGAUUGUGCCCGAUGCGGAAGGGACGAGGAUUCAGUUAUUGUCCGCUCGGCAGGAUGAGGAUGAUGAUGAGGAGGACUCGGAGAUGAUGGAUGUUGAUGGGUGAUACAAGAGAUAAUGCCUGGUUUAACUGGUGCGAGGCGGUUUCGUUCCUGCGAUGAUUCACGGAAAGACGAGACGGAUGUUUUAAGGUUAUCUUUUUUUUCUCAUUAUCGUAUCUUUUACCUAUUCGUUUCUCAAGUAACGUGGUAAUUGCAAAUAUGACCCUGCC
Messenger RNA from Dissoconium aciculare CBS 342.82, 3594 nucleotides. Its product is annotated as ARM repeat-containing protein. Bases 67 to 3429 code for a protein of 1120 amino acids. Lineage: Eukaryota; Fungi; Ascomycota; Dothideomycetes; Mycosphaerellales; Dissoconiaceae. The record is from RefSeq and is a predicted model, not a curated record. Gene Ontology annotation, cellular component: condensin complex; condensed chromosome. Gene Ontology annotation, biological process: mitotic chromosome condensation. The transcript is spliced from 2 exons.